AGUUUCGAGUAGUUUUUUUCAUCGGAAAAUCAAAAAACGAAAUUUGUUCACAAAUUUUAAUUUUUUCCUACGAUUUUACUAUCCGAUUUCAAUUGAAAUGUCUUCCAUGGAGAAUGAGAAUAAUGGAGAAAAUGAUGAGAUUGUCGAUAGCGAUAAAGAAGAUUCGAAUGAUGAUUCAAACUCCAAUUCCUCCUCAUCAGAUGAAUUUGAAAGUUCGGAUUUAGAAUGUGUGGAUAAGGAUAAGGAAUAUAAUAACAUAUUGGUAGAUGUUGAAAAACAAUUCUAUCUCAUUCGAUUAUUGUAUAAGAAUGAGAAAAAUUUUGAAAUCGAUACGAAAAUACAGCAAAUAUGUGAGGGGAUAGCACCCGAAUAUAUACAACCAUUCGAAGAAUUAAUUGCACAGAAUCGAAUUCGUCUAGAGAUAGCCGAAUUAAUACGAAAUUAUCGCCUGAAUAAUCUCAAACAAUUUUAUGAUGCAGAAAAAUUGGCAGCUGAACAGAAUUACAUGAAUGAAAAAGAAUUACUCAAAGAUUCUAUACGUAAAGAUGUUGAGGAAAAGAUACAGAAAUUAAAUGAAGAACGUUACAAAGCGGAUAGUGAAUUUUUUUCCGUAUCAGUAAAUUAUAUGAAAAAAUCAAGAAAAUAUUCCUAUAAUGAUGAUUAUAAUGGUGGUCAUCAUGAAAAACGUCGGAAAGCCGUGCCAAUAAGUGGUCCAUACAUUAUUCAUCGAUUGAAAGAAGAUGAAAUCAAAGAGGAUGUAAACUUUAUUAAAUGUUGUUUGAGAUCUCAGAAAAAUAAUUACAGUAUGCAUCAUCAUAAUAAUAAUAAUAAUCAUCAAUACUCACAUCAUUUUUAA
Molecule: messenger RNA, 856 nt
Organism: Dermatophagoides farinae (American house dust mite)
Lineage: Eukaryota; Metazoa; Arthropoda; Arachnida; Sarcoptiformes; Pyroglyphidae
Gene: Brms1
Product: breast cancer metastasis-suppressor 1-like protein
Source: RefSeq, a predicted model, not a curated record